Messenger RNA from Neopelma chrysocephalum (saffron-crested tyrant-manakin), 2076 nucleotides. RefSeq names its product lysocardiolipin acyltransferase 1 (gene LCLAT1). The record is from RefSeq and is a predicted model, not a curated record. The coding region runs from base 308 to 1444 and encodes 378 amino acids. The transcript has 8 exons. Gene Ontology annotation, molecular function: acyltransferase activity. Gene Ontology annotation, cellular component: endomembrane system. NCBI's taxonomy places the organism in Eukaryota, Metazoa, Chordata, Aves, Passeriformes, Pipridae.
GCGCGAACAUGGCGGCGGCCCUGGCGCCGAUGGGCGAUGGCGGCGGCGCGGCGGCUCCCUGAGCUCCCCCCGCCGCGGCGCUGCCCCGUCCCAGGCAUGGUCGCCGCGCUGUAGGAGGGCGGGAGCCGCGGCGAUGGAGGAGAGCCCCUGAGCCUGUCUGCGGAGGCGUUGCGCGUGUGUGAGACGUGAGAAAAGGUCUUUGCUGUACCCAGAAAGUUUUCCUGUUGGCAGAGUGUUCAGAGAUCAAGGGAGUCAAUCUGUCAGCAGGCUUCUCUUCAGAUAGACCAUUUCUUCUGAUCACAGAGCCAUGGUGUCAUGGAAAGGGAUAUACUUUGUAGUUGCACUAUUCUUGGGAAGUUUCUUUGGGAGUAUAUUCAUGCUCGGUCCUUUUCUACCUUUGAUGUUCAUCUCGCCGGCCUGGUAUCGCUGGAUCACCGACUGCAUCGUGGCUACUUGGCUCACGCUCCCAGUGGCCUUGCUGGAAAUGGUGUUUGGUGCCAAGGUGGUUGUCACUGGAGACGGAUUUGUUCCUGGAGAAAGGAGUGUCAUUAUCAUGAACCAUCGCACACGAAUGGACUGGAUGUUCCUGUGGAACUGCCUGCUGCGAUACAGCUACCUCAGACUUGAAAAAAUCUGUCUCAAAUCCAGUCUCAAAAGCAUUCCGGGAUUUGGCUGGGCAAUGCAGGUUGCUGCCUUUGUUUUCAUUCAGAGAAAGUGGGAAGAUGACAAGAGUCACUUUGAAAAAAUGCUGGAUUAUUUCUGUGACAUUCGUGAACCACUACAACUCCUCAUCUUUCCAGAAGGAACUGAUCUCACAGCCAAUACCAAAGCCCGCAGUAACGAAUUCGCUGAAAAGAACGGAUUUCAAAAAUACGAGUAUGUCUUACACCCGCGAACAACUGGAUUCACUUUUGUGGUUGAGCGUCUAAGGGAAGGUGACAAUCUCGAUGCUAUCCAUGACAUAACUGUGGCAUACCCCCAAAACAUUCCUCAGACAGAGAAGCACCUUUUGAAUGGAAACUUCCCGAAGGAGAUUCACUUCCACGUCCAGAGAUAUCCAAUAGAGACAGUGCCCACUUCUAAGGAGGAGCUGCAGCUUUGGUGCCGGAAGCGUUGGGAAGAGAAAGAGGAGAGACUCCGACACUUCUAUGAAGGUGGAAAAUGCUUCAGUGCAACAGGGCAAGGCAUUGUUCCCCCCUGUAAAUCCGAGCUCAGGGUCUUCGCGGUGAAGUGCAUCUCACUCCUGUACUGGACGGUGUUCCCGCUUGGUAUGCUCUCACUGCUGUACCUGUACACCUUUGCUCAGUUGUAUUUUGCAGCCAUGGUCAUCUUUUUUGUUGUGCAGCAAAAGAUAUUUGGUGGGCUGGAACUAAUUGAACUCGCUUGUCAUCGAUAUUUUAAAAAGCAACAGAAAUUUCACGACACGAAAAUAAAAAACAAUUAGUUCUGGCGUAGAGAAAGGGGGGGGGGUUGAGAUGCCCUGCGAAUUUUAUGCACAGGGAACAAUUUUUGCAUGAGAAUUGUCUUUUACUAUCGCCAUUGUUAGACAUUUGCACAUGAUUCUGUGAAGAGAAAGAAAAAUGUUAGUUAUUCCUACAUGUGAAAAUGGUAGUUUUUUAAUCUCUGAAUGUAAUUUCAGCAUUGCUCUUGCAAGCAGCUAGCAUCUGCAUUCUGCUGUCAUUAAGAAACAAAUUGCUGGAUUAUUGAACAAUCAUAAAGAUGGUAAUAAAUGUGACAUGCACUGGACUUUCAUGUAGAAACCCAAACUGUUCAGCUAAGAGAGACAGAUGUAUGAUUUCUGUAUAAUCACAUUGUUGUGAAGUAAGCGUCGGAUUUGGAAAGCUGGUAAGUUUAGUGAUGUUUUGAUGGUAGGUGGAAGUUGGAGAAGAAGUUGUUCUGUUUCUUUUUUAUAUUUCAAAUACUCAAACUUAUUUUAAAAUAAUAUUUUUGCAUAAGCUUUUUCAAACACUACUGAACCUACCACUGUUCAACCAUUCUGGCUUGGUCACUCAGAGGGUUUUUUAAGCCUUGCAGUCUUGUGUCAUAGUGCAGAGAACAGUGCUGGCUCUGCCUCCA